Bombus pyrosoma is the source of this 2350-nucleotide messenger RNA. It is a transcript of the gene Ada2a, whose product is annotated as DNA-directed RNA polymerase II subunit Rpb4-like. The record is from RefSeq and is a predicted model, not a curated record. The transcript is spliced from 5 exons. Gene Ontology annotation, cellular component: RNA polymerase II, core complex; P-body; nucleus. Bases 375 to 1817 code for a protein of 480 amino acids. Gene Ontology annotation, biological process: mRNA export from nucleus in response to heat stress; chromatin remodeling; transcription initiation at RNA polymerase II promoter. Gene Ontology annotation, molecular function: chromatin binding; transcription coactivator activity; translation initiation factor binding. NCBI's taxonomy places the organism in Eukaryota, Metazoa, Arthropoda, Insecta, Hymenoptera, Apidae.
AUGUGUCCACGUUACAUGACAAGCAUCGUUUGUUUUAUAAAAGAUAACGUAGGCGAACUCGUUCGUACACCUGGCUUCCUUUGUCUAGUGUUUUUCGUAUAUUUUUUAGUUUUAUUUCGCGUAUUUCUUAGAACGAUACUGAAUAAUAUAAACUCACGCGUUGAAGAAGUAACGAAAUAAGUACAGAGAUCUACAAGUAAGAUAAACUAAUUUGGACACAAACGAACUGCCAUCUGGUGAGCAAAACAAGUACUUACAACUCCGGCUAAUUGGCAUAAGAUCAUUUGUGAGUAGCCGAGUUAGUAGUAUAGUACGCGUUUAAGAAAACGUGACUUUCUUGGAGUACUGUAGAAAAUUAAUAUAAUAAAAAAAAUAUGACUAAUCCGAAUUUAACUGAUAUGACAGAAGAAGAUGCGGCGGACUUGCAAUUUCCGAAAGACUGUUCAUCGAAUAGAACAGAAAAGAUCAAGCAUAACGUAGAACUCGACGUGUCAGUCGUGAACGAUGAAAUCAUUACUUCAGACCCAAUAUGCCGCGUAUGCAAAUCCGCAUUGACAGAGCCGUAUAUUCGUUGUGCUGUGUGUGAUAGUAUGGAAUUGUGUCCCUCUUGUUUCUCCAACGGAUCAGAAAUUAGCAAUCACAGAAACGAUCACGACUAUAUCAUCAUAAAGAAUGAAUUUCCCUUGAUCGAUGGAAGCGGUUGGACAGCGAAACAAGAAUUAGAAUGUUUAGAUGUUUUACAGGAGUGUGGUUUUGGUAAUUGGGUUGACAUGGCCAGACGAAUACAAGGGAAAUCAACGGAAGAAUGUAAAAAUCAUUAUCUUCAAUGUUAUAUUGAUAAUCAGGCUUUGCCAGGAUUGCCAAAAAUGGAAGAAACAAAAGCUAGUUUGGUUGGUUGCGAACCUAUUCCUUAUUUAUAUAAAUUGCAAGAUUUAGAAGAACCUCCUCGGUUCGCACCUAAUACUCUUAAUUGUAAACUUUUGGCUGGAUACAAUGCAGCGAGAUCAGAUUUUGAUGUCAAUUUUGAUAAUCAUGCAGAAUUAUUAAUUUCUGACUUGAACUAUGGUGAAUUUGAUAUAAGCGAUAAUAAUUAUGAAUUAGGAAAAGAAUUACAAGUAGCUAUAGUACAAGCAUAUAAUAACAGACUGAAAGAACGUAUGAGAAGAAGAAAAAUUAUACGUAAUCAUGGACUGAUAGCAUUUAGAAGGACUAUAUCUUGGAUACAGAGAUACGAAUGUACGAUAACUAGAGCACUCGCAGAAAGAUUAUUAAUUUUUAUGCAAUUAUUAGGAGGUAUAGAGUUCGAUUAUUUCAUGGAAGGCUUACAUAGAGCGGGAGAACUUAAAAAUUAUCUUAAUAAGUUAUUUGAAUUCCGCAAUAAUGGUUUGGAACACUUUCAUAGUGUUCCAAUAUUUCAAAAGUUAAGCAAACUUAGACAAGAAAAUGAAAAGGAAAGGAAACAGUACUUGAAUAAUCCUGAAUAUAGCUGGAAGACUAUAUUACCUGGUUGCAACAUUAAUUUUAGUAAUUCCAUAUCGAGUACAAUCGCACAACGAAAAACGGCGCCGCCACUUGCAAUUCAAGGUCUUCCAGGAUAUGAGAAAUUAACUUCAGCCGAAAAAGAGCUUUGUUCAGUUACGCGUAUAGUACCUACUAAUUACCUCGAUUUCAAACAAAUUUUAAUAGCAGAAAAUAAAAAAGCAGGUUACCUUAGAUUGGCACAAGCUAGGGUUUUGCUUAAAAUUGACGUAAAUAAAACACGAAAAAUAUAUGAUUUUCUUACGGAAAAGGGAUAUAUAAAUAAACCAAAUCAAUGAUAUACAGUUCGUUGAUCUAGUAAAAAUGUGAAAUAUUUGUAUAUUAUAGUUCGUGGAUACUGCCAGGAUUGUGAUAUUACAUAUUAAGGUUUAUAAUUAUGAAUUUCAAGUGAGAUCUGUAAACGGUCGACUGAAAAUAAUAAAGAGAGCAUAUAAAUUAAGAUAUAUAAAACGUACUAUAAUAAAUUAUAUAUAAAAUAUACAUAUAACAAAUUUAAAUUAUAUAUAUAAGAAUAAGCAACAUACAAAUGUGUAAAUUUAUGUAUGUUUUGUGCUAUAUUUAUAUUAUAUAAUAAAUGUAUCUCUUUUGUAAAAUAUGAUUAAUAAGAUUUUGUUAAAAAUUUGUGAUUAGUAAUGUUCAAUCAAAAAUGUACCCACGAGUGACUUAAAGAAAAUAAAAAUUUGAAAAUGCAGAGACCUUGUUAAUUUCGGAAGUGUUGAUGUUGUUGGAGCACAGGAAAGCGCAAAAUGAGUCAGCCGAGGAGGAACAGGAAUUCUCUGAAGUUUUUAUGAAGAGUUUAACUUAUACGAAC